Messenger RNA from Closterium sp. Yama58-4, 3087 nucleotides. The record is from the annotation of a GenBank genome assembly. NCBI's taxonomy places the organism in Eukaryota, Viridiplantae, Streptophyta, Zygnematophyceae, Desmidiales, Closteriaceae.
AUGGCGAAAAAGGAUCGGCGAGCGUCGCAAACUGCCAAGCCGCAGAAGAAGGUGAAGUCGCCAGCGGAGAUCACGGCGGAUAAGCUUCGGUACCACAGAGAAUUGGACUCGCGAUGGGCCAUCAUUCGCGAGAAUCGGGUCGAGUAUUUUCGCGGCAAGGAUUUCGCAGAUCUCCUUCGCAAGAACCCCGAGCUCGCGUCUCCCUUAAUUCCAGCGGAAGAUGCCGCGAGCCUUCGCAAGCCUAUUGAGGAGGCCGUGUUCCACGCGCUCGUGGAGGCUCAGCUUGUGGUGCGGUGCGAUCGAGUCGUGAAGACCCUCAGACCCGGUAGAAAGAAGCUGUCGAAAUGGCCAGCAAGGCUUGAUUUCCACCAGGAUCAAGCGUUCACAGUGGAUGAUGGCUUUUAUGCCUGGAUGUACGAGCGCCAGCAGCCCAUAUGGCAGACCAUCCUCUCCUUCCUUCUCCCAGUCUUCACCGUCGCCUGCUGCCUCUUCCCCGUCUUCCCCCACUGGUGCAAGCUCGCUGUGCUCUACUUCCUCCUGGGGCUCAUCGCCCUCAUCUUCCUGCUCCUCUUUGUGCGGGUGGUGGUAUUUGGAGCCAUCUGGCUUGCUGUGGGCAGGCAUGUCUGGUUCUUCCCCAGCAUCCUAGCAGAGGAGGGGUCACUCGCAGAGCUUUUCCGCUUCUGGCCGGAUAAGGACGACAAGCCGCCCGCCAAGAUCACCACGCGGCUGGCGGUGGCUGUGAUGCUGGGGUUCACCUUCUGGCUCAUGGUCACCUACGCUCCUGACCAAGAGCAACGAGCCAAGUACCAGAAGAAAGUGUCAAACAUUAUCGAUGACGUCUUGCAAUGGAAACCGCAGAUGCUUGCAGGGAAGACAACGCCUGCCGCCCCUGUCAAUGUCACGUCAGCCAAUCAGACCUCUGCAAAUGCCACUGCGGACAAUUCAACAACUCCUAGUGCAGAGGCAGCUGACGUCAAGACAGAUAGCAGCAGUGGUGCCAGAACUGGUAGCAGUGGCAGCCCUGAUGCCACCACUGGCAAGGAGGAUGUGAUUGAAACGUCUCCUAGUGGGGACCAAAGUGGGCAGGGUCACACAGAAGGCGGUUCUACAGUGGGGAUGGAGGCAGACACUAUGGCUGACGACGAGCCUGUGGAUCCGAAGCCCGAGAUUGAAGAGGGGUGCCGGCCGAAGUGUGUGAAGCAGCUGCUCGCGUACGAGGCCUGUGUGAAGAGGAUCGAAGGCGACGAGACGGGGGAGAAGCAUUGCACCGGCCAGUACUUCGACUACUGGGCGUGCAUUGAUAAAUGCGCGGCUCCCAAAAUAUUUGCCCAGCUAAACCAUAACUACUUGAAUCAGAAGCCAUGGCAUCCGCUGUCGUAUCCCAACCAGCGUCGCAAGUGGAUCGCGGAGCAGAUGCAUGGUAUCCAGAACAAGCGACUGACCGAAAUAGAAAAAGAGUUUCAGAAGGAGCAGGAGUAUUUCAAGCAGACGGCGCUGCUGUCGAAACAACAAAAAGCCAAGGCAGAUGCGAUGCAGUCGGUGUCGUUCCUCUACAUGAAGCCGCCCGGUUACAACGCGGAGAGCGCACGGGCGGCGGAGCUUGCAGAGGAGGAGCGGGCGAAGCAGGAGAGGGAGGGGAAGAUCCUGCUGGAAGCGGGAGGAGGAGGGGAAGGAGGCGGAGGGCAAGGCGGGGAAGGUGGGGAAGGAGAGGGGGGAGGAGGGGAGGGUGCGGGGAUGGGGGCGGAUGGGGCGUUGGUGGUGGCAGAGGCAGGAUCCGAGCUGGCUGAUAAGGACCAGACGAAGAAGAAAAAGAAGCCCAGAGCCACAGAUGUGUUCGGUCGAGCCGUGCCGACUGGGGACGACUUUGAAGUGCUCAAGAACGCUCCAAGAAUGGACACAGGAAUUAUAGGCAGACCUCGCCCAUUCGGGCUCGAGCUGAGGAACGUCAAGUGUGGGCGGUGUGGGGCGAUAGGGCACAGCAGCGGCGAGAGGGAGUGUCCUCUGUCUGACUCCGUCACUGAAAACGACCUCAAGCGCCAGCAAAGGGAGGACCCUCUCUCCCAUAUCCUCGCCCUCAACCGCCCCCAGCCCUUUGGGUGGCAGCUGAAGGAGCAAGGGGCGGGCGGCAUGAGCCCCGCUCGGGGCGGCUUCAAGCCGAACGACGCCAACCAGCAGAUCCUGCCGCCCAGCGACGACGAGAAUGAGGGCGUGUUCGACCAGUACGGGGGGUUCCUUCUCGGAGGAGAGGCGGAUGUAGCAGCAUUGGCCGCAGAUGCCGCUGCUGGGGAAGGAAUGGGAGGGACUGGAGGGAGAGGAGAGCUUAUGCCUGAGUGCAACAUUAACCAGGCGAGUCCUUCGGAUGGCAGCACAGCUCUUCACUGUGCAGCGUUGGGUGGAAGCCCCAGAGCAGUCGAGGUGGUUUCGUUCCUUCUCCGUCACGGAGCCGAAAAAGAUGCCGUUGACUGUGACGGAAAACGUCCAGUCGACGUCAUUGCAGUCUCCCCGAAGCUUCCUCACGUUAAAUCCGCCCUGGAGCGCCUUCUCAAAUCCUCCUCGUCCUCCGGUCCCGACCCGAUCUACCACCGUCCGUCUCCGUUCAUCAUCGUCCAAUCAGCGGCGUCCUCGUCUCCACCGUUCGAAUCUCCGUCAUCCCCCAACUCCCACUCCGCGUCGCCCAAUAUGCUCUCUCCGGCCACCUCGAGCAGCAGCGAUCUCUCUUCUAACUCCACCGGGCUCGACGUGCUUCCGCCCACCACUCCGUCCACCGGCGCGGGUGUAGUCGACUCAUCCAUGGCGGAUAUGAAAAGCAGCGUGUACGCGUCGGACGAGUUUCGGAUCUACAGCUUUAAGGUGCGGCCGUGCUCGCGUGCGUACAGCCACGACUGGACGGAGUGCCCGUUCGUGCAUCCCGGGGAGAACGCCCGCCGCCGCGAUCCGCGCAAGUUUCACUACAGCUGCGUGCCGUGCCCGGACUUCCGCAAGGGGUCGUGCAGGAGGGGGGACUCGUGCGAGUACGCGCAUGGCGUGUUCGAGUGCUGGUUGCACCCCGCGCAGUACCGAACCAGGUACGGCUUUCCGCAUAUGUAA